Messenger RNA from Chionomys nivalis (European snow vole), 1260 nucleotides. RefSeq names its product transmembrane protease serine 11A-like. Lineage: Eukaryota; Metazoa; Chordata; Mammalia; Rodentia; Cricetidae. Gene Ontology annotation, molecular function: serine-type endopeptidase activity. The coding region runs from base 1 to 1260 and encodes 419 amino acids. The record is from RefSeq and is a predicted model, not a curated record. Gene Ontology annotation, cellular component: extracellular region; plasma membrane. The transcript has 10 exons. Gene Ontology annotation, biological process: proteolysis.
AUGUAUCUGCAUCGAGAGGCAGAAUAUGGAACCCACAGCAAAGAUCUGAAGCCGUGGGUAAUUGCCCUUCUCACGGUGCUCGCCUUGAUGAUGGUGGCAGCAACCAUUGGACUUCUGGCUCACAUCUUAGUGUCUGGCCAGAAAGCGGAGUAUUAUCAGGGAACCUUUGAAAUUUCAGAGAGUCAUGUCAUUAGCAGUUCAGAACGAAAGAGCUCAAAUCAGCUGAAGGACUUACAGGAGGCGAAUGAAGGUUUGGUAGAUGAAAUAUUUAUAGAGUCAACCUUGAACAAACACCAUGUCAAAAAUCAUGUAGUCAGACUAACUCCGGAAGAAGAUGAUGCAGAAGCAGACAUUGUUACGGCACUCCAGUCCCCCUCUACUGGGCAAAGAACUGUGGGAGAAAAGAAGAACCACAGCAUCUUAAAUCAGAAGAAGAGGAACACAAGAGCCUUGCAUGCUGAUGUAUCAGUAGUUCAAGUAAAUGCAUGUAUUUCAUCAUCAGGGGAGCUAACUGUCCAAGCAUAUUGUGGCAAACGAGCUAUCCCGCUAAUUGCCAACAGAAUAGUGUCUGGAAACCCUGCAGCUAAAGGUGCCUGGCCUUGGCAAGUUUCUCUUCAGCGCAGCAACAUCCAUCAGUGUGGGGGCACCUUGAUUGGUAACAUGUGGGUCGUCACGGCAGCACACUGCUUCAGAACUAAUUCAAACCCACGCCAAUGGACUCUUAGUUUUGGGACAACAAUAAACCCUCCCUUAAUGAAAAGAGAAGUCCGAAGAAUUAUUAUGCACGAGAGGUACCGCCCCCCAGCAAGAGACCACGACAUUGCUCUUGUACAGUUUUCUCCGAGAGUCACCUUUUCAGAUGAAGUACGCCGAAUUUGUUUGCCGGAACCUUCUGCGUCAUUCCCGCCAAAUUCAACUGUCUUCAUCACAGGAUUUGGAGCACUCUACUACACUGGGGAAUCUCAAAAUGAACUCCGAGAAGCCAGAGUGCAGAUCAUAAGCAAUGAUGUGUGCAAGCAACAACACGUGUAUGGCAAUGAAAUCAAGCGUGGGAUGUUCUGUGCGGGAUAUCUGGAAGGAAUUUAUGAUGCCUGCAGGGGUGAUUCUGGGGGACCGUUGGUUGUAAGAGGCAAUAAAGACACUUGGUAUCUCCUUGGAAUUGUGAGCUGGGGAGACAACUGUGGUCAAAGGAACAAACCCGGAGUUUACACACAAGUGACUUAUUACCGACGCUGGAUUGCAUCAAAAACGGGUCUCUAA